AUGUACCCACUACCCAGCCUGGCGAAAAUGGCGUACUAUGCGUGCAACGACAUCGAACGCGACAAGUUUGACUCGCUGGACACACCGGACAUCGAUAUGAAAAAUUGUUGCGAGUCGCUGUUAGAAUUAUUCAAAGUUGACAAAAUCCAAGACGAGCACAACGAUAGGCAGACAAUGUUCGAGCGGUCUCUGUUCGCCUUCGACGACGAGAUGUUUGAACACAUAUGCGAGAAGGCAGCGUUCAACGGGCACAUCGAUUGUCUGAAACUAGCACACGAGAUUGGCGUCCCUUGGGACACCGUGCCUGGAUGGACCGGUUUCAGAGGUAAGGCGUGUGAUCUGGCGGCGAUAUCGGGCAAUCUAGAAUGUCUAAGGUACGCCUUUGAGAACGGGUGCCUCUGGGACGAAGUUACAUGCAGCGACGCUGCGUUGAACGGUCACCUGGAGUGCCUAACUUACGCACGGGAAAACAGGUGUCCCUGGGACGAGAAUACGUGCAUCGACGCCGCGAUGAACGGUCACCUGGAGUGCCUAACUUACGCACGGGAGAACGGGUGUCCCUGGGACGAGAUGACGUGCUGCAUUGCCGCGAUGAACGGUCACCUGGAGUGCCUAACUUACGCAUGGGAAAACGGGUGUCCCUGGGACGAGACGACGUGCCGCUUCGCCGCGUUGAAUGGGCAACUGGUGUGCCUCACUUACGCACGAGAAAACGGGUGUCCCUGGGACGAGAGUACGUGCAGCGACGCCGCGAUGAACGGUCACCUGGAGUGCCUAACUUACGCACAAGAAAACGGGUGUCCCUGGGACGAGACAACGUGCAGCGACGCCGCAAUGAACGGUCACCUAGAGUGCCUAACUUACGCACGGGAAAACGGGUGUCCCUGGGACGAGACAACGUGCCGCUUCGCCGCGUUGAAUGGGCAACUGGAGUGCCUAACUUACGCACGGGAAAACGGGUGUCCCUGGGACGAGAAUACCUGCAGCAACGCCGCGAUGAACGGUCACCUGGAGUGCCUAACUUACGCACGGGAAAACGGGUGUCCCUGGGACGAAACGACGUGCAGCUACGCAGCGUUGAAUGGGCAACUGGUGUGCCUCACUUACGCACGAGAAAACGGGUGUCCUUGGGACGAGAAUACGUGCAAGGACGCCGCGAUGAACGGUCACCUGGAGUGCCUAACUUACGCACGGGAAAACAGGUGUCCCUGGGACGAGAAUACGUGCUGCAUUGCUGCGUCUAACGGUCAUCUGGAGUGCCUAACUUACGCACGGGAAAACGGGUGUCCCUGGGACGAAACGACGUGCAGCUACGCCGCGUUGAAUGGGCAACUGGUGUGCCUCACUUACGCACGAGAAAACGGGUGUCCCUGGGACGAGAGUACGUGCAACUCCGCAGCGAACAAUGAGCAGUUUGACUGUCUGGUGUACGCCUACGAGAGAGGGUGUGAGUGGGACAUUGAAGAUUUCUUGUAUAGGACAAGAGACAGCAACUCGGAAUGCGCUGAAUACGCCCGCCAAAUACGGUCCGAAAUGGCCCUCAUGUUUUCGACACUUGAAUUCAAAUUAUAUAUUUUCACCAUUUUUUUUUACCUGACCAAAAAACUGUCUUUUUAUACAAAGCAAACGUGA
Messenger RNA from Metopolophium dirhodum (rose-grain aphid), 1632 nucleotides. RefSeq lists its product as uncharacterized. Gene Ontology annotation, molecular function: protein binding. Lineage: Eukaryota; Metazoa; Arthropoda; Insecta; Hemiptera; Aphididae. The record is from RefSeq and is a predicted model, not a curated record.